AUGCUUGAGAGUCGCUCCUUUGGUGUUGUGAUUCUGGCCUUGGCCUCUGUGGCGGUGGCCACUCCGCUGAGCAACUCCUACUUGCCACCCAAGGUGGGUGCCACAAGUAGUUACAAUGCGGCAGCCUCUAGCUCCUCGGGUUCGUAUGCAACUGCUCCGGCGACUGCUUCCUAUGCCAGGAAAAGUCACUCGGUAGCUGCAGCUCCAGCUCCUUCCAGGCAGUAUCUGGCCCCAGCUGCCUCUCAGAAUACUUAUACCUCAUCGGGUGGCUCCUCGUACUCCUCGGCAUCUCAUGGAUCCUACUCGGCUCCGGCUGCAUCUCAUGGAUCGUACUCCUCGGGUGCAUCUCAUGGAUCCUACUCGGCUCCGGCUGCAUCUCACAGAUCCUACUCGGCUCCAGCUGCAUCCCAUGGAUCGUACUCCUCUGGUGUUUCCUCUAGCAGCAGCUAUGCUGCUCCUGCUGCUUCUCAUACCAGCUACUCGGCUCCUGUGGCUGCUCCUUCCAGGAAGUAUCUGGCCCCAGCUGCCGCUUCUCAUGGUAGUUACUCUGCUCCUGCUGCUUCCCACAAGAGCUAUGCUGCCCCAGCUCAUGGCUCGUACUCCUCAUCGGCUGGAGGUGCCUCCCAUGGAUCGUAUUCUGCCCCAGCUGCCUCUCAUACCAGCUACUCGGCACCUGUGGCCGCUCCUUCCAGGCAGUAUUUAGCUCCAGCUGCUUCCCAGAAUAGUUACAGUGCUGUCGGAGGAUCAUCCUAUUCCGCUCCAGCUGCCUCUCAUGGCUCUUACUCUGCCCCAAGUGUCUCCCACAGCUCGUACUCUGCCCCAGCUGCCUCCAGGAAGACCUAUGCCUCUCCAGCAGCCGUCUCUCAUGUGAGCUAUUCCGGCUCCAACCAUGGCUCCGGCUACGCUGCUAGCCAGGGCUCUAGCCAUGGCUAUGGAUCUGCAUCCGGUCAUGGUUCUCUCCAAGGAUCCGGCCUGCGAUCUGGCUACGGAUCAGGACACAAGUCCGGUGGAUAUGCUUCCAACGGCGGCUAUGAGUACCGCCUGAAGCACUAA
This is a messenger RNA of Drosophila serrata, 1053 nucleotides long. RefSeq lists its product as uncharacterized. Gene Ontology annotation, cellular component: RNA polymerase II transcription regulator complex. Gene Ontology annotation, biological process: positive regulation of transcription by RNA polymerase II. The record is from RefSeq and is a predicted model, not a curated record. Gene Ontology annotation, molecular function: transcription coactivator activity. Lineage: Eukaryota; Metazoa; Arthropoda; Insecta; Diptera; Drosophilidae.